CAUGCCUGCGAGCAUGAUGAAUCUGUACGAGAACGCUUGCCUGCGCUGCGGACGGACCGUGUACCAAGUGGAUCGCAUCGGCCCGCUAAAGGACUUCACCUUUUUCCACACGGGAUGCUUCAAGUGCAGCGUCUGCUCGUCCAAACUCACUCUCAAGACUUACUGCAACAACCAGGAUGAUCAGGAUGACAAGGAGGUGUACUGCUCAUCACACGUGCCCAAGAUCGGGCCCGGGCAUCUGGACGGAGAGGCUGUGGGUAUCCGCUCGGCCCUCAACGUACCCAAGUCUGCCCACUUCGUCAACGACCAGAUCCGGCCGGGCGGGAGGCCCUCCAUCGACGGGGAUUCUAUCGUGCUGAAGUCCCCCUACGCACAGAAGGGCGGCAACGGCAGCGGCAACGGGUCGGAAAACGGACACAAUGACUACAAAUACGGCCGCUUCGACCACACGGCGCUGCACAUCGCCCACGCCCUCAACGCCACCAGGAUUCAGCGCAUCUAUGAUAAGCCCAUCAAUCAGUAUCUGGACGUGCAGGAGCAGAAGAUGAUGGAGAUGAAGCACCGCAUGGAGGAGGACGACCUGUACAAAAAGUUCGCGAAGCAGCGGGCGGCCGAGGAAGCCAAGAUCAACGAGCACCUGAAGGAGGAGUGGGAGACGGAGCUCGAGAAACUCACGUCGCAGUUCGAGCGCGACCUGGCCAUGAAGAAGCGAUCUCGCGAGGAGUCCAAGGUGCUGACGGUCCGCCACCAGAAGGACCGGGACGAACUCGAGAAACACAUGACCAUCAAGCGAGAAGCCAAGAAGGAGAAUCUCACGCGCAAGAUGCUGGAACACGAGAGGGCCGCCACCGCCGCCCUCGUCGAGAAGCACAGCAAGGAGAUGAUGCGGCUGAUUCAGGAGAAGCGCUCGGAGUAUCUCGAGGACGACGAGGAGAUCGAGCAUUACCCCGCCAGCCCCCCUCCGCCCCAGCCGCCCCCGCAGACCAAGCUGGACAUCUACACGGAUCCGGAGGAGUUCGCGCAGGUCGAUCAGCUGGCCAUCCAGGUCGCCCAGGAAGACCAGAAGACCUUCACCGACCUGGUUCGGAUGCUGGUGGGCCACUGCAGCUCAGACGUGGAAAAGGCCCGAACCAUCUUCAGGUGGAUAACCGUCAAGAACCUGAACUCCAUUACCUUCGACGACUCCGCCCACGGGGACACGCCCAUGGGCCUCCUCAGGGGCAUCAAGUAUGGCACGGAGUCCUACCACGUGCUCUUCAAGAGGCUUUGCAGCUACGCGGGUUUGCACUGCGUUGUGAUCAAAGGCUACAGCAAGUCGGCAGGGUACCAGCCCGGCGUCAAGUUCGAGGACAACCGCUUCAGGAACUCGUGGAAUGCGGUUUACGUGGCGGGGGCGUGGCGGUUCGUGCAGUGCAACUGGGGGGCGCGGCACCUGGUGAAUGCCAAGGAGGUGCCCAAGCCAGGAGGGAAGAGCAAGAGUGAUAGUUUGAGGCAGACCUCACGUGGGCUUGGAAGGAGGAAUAGCUUAAGAUACGAGUACGACGAUCACUACUUCCUGACGGACCCGAAGGAGUUCAUCUACGAGUUCUUCCCGCUGCAACCCGAGUGGCAGCUCCUGAAGGCGCCCAUUAGCCUGCACGAGUUCGAGGAGCUGCCCUUCGUUCGCUCACUCUUCUUCCGAUACGGACUCUACUUUCCGGACGAACACACGAAGGCCGUCAUGUACACCGAUUCCACAGGCGCAGCUACCAUCCGCAUCGGCAUGCCCAGCCACAUGCAGUCGUCCCUCAUCUUCCAUUACAAUCUCAAGCUCUAUGAUUCCGACAAGGACCAGUACGACAGCGUUUCCCUCAAGCGCUUUGUUAUGCAGAGCGUGGUGGGCAGUCUCGUGGCCUUCCGCGUUCACGCCCCGUGUUCGGGCGCCCUCCUCCUAGACAUCUUCGCCAACGCCGUCACCCCGCGCGAGUACCUCACCGGAGAGCCCAUGAAGUUCAAGAGCGUGUGCAAGUUCAAGAUCGUGUGCGAGGACCUGCAGACGGUGAUGGUGCCGCUGCCGGACUGCGCCUCUGGCGAGUGGGGCCCCGCCAAGGCCACGCGCCUCUUCGGCCUCGAGCCCAUCACACACCAGGACGCGCUGGUGUUCGCCGGCCGCGACCUCGAGCUGCAGUUCCACAUGACGCGGCCGCUCACCGACUUCAUGGCCACGCUGCACAAGAACGGCUCCGAGGAAAAGCGCCUCAGCAAGUACGUGAGCCACCGGGUCGCCGACGACAUCGUGACGUUCACGCUGAGCUUCCCCGAGGAGGGCCAGUACGGCCUGGACAUCUACACGCGCGAGGUGGCCAGCUCCGACACUACGGGACCCACGGAGAAGCACCUCCUCACGCACUGCUGCAAGUACCUCAUCAACUCCUCCAAGAGAAACUAGAGGCGCUGACCCCUCCGCUUCCACGACGAGAACCCGGCUGCGCGUCUUACCCCGGGUGGGCGGAAGGGUCGUGUCGGGACGUCGAGAGUCGCUAGAGCCGCCCGUCAGGAAGUCACAAGGAUUUAAGGAAAAGGCCUCGGGUGUCGGGGUCUAAGGGCGUCAGUCGCAGGGCACGUUCGCGACCCUGGCCCCGGGGCAGCACCGGGCACCACCCCUUGCGCGGAAGAAGUGCUGAGCAUCCGUCCACAAGUGCCUUAAAAUGAACCGUCUUAAUCUCAAAUUAGUCUUAACUGCUAUUGUUUUGAAUGCAAGUAGUUUAUUUGGCGGCUGCGUUUUCCUUAAUCUUACUAUUACUUACAUAUAUUUUUUUGUUUUAGGUAAUGUUUUAAUUCACAAAUAUAAACUGUACAUAUUAAUAUAAAUGAUACCACAGAGAUCUUAACCCCGUUAUAUCACAUCUUCUGUUAUUAUGUUACAGUGAUUGUAAUAAUAAGCAUGCUUAGGAUUUCCUUUGUUUGUUCUCCUCUUACAGAGUUUGUUUAUAUAUUGACCAGAUAGUUUAUAUGCUGCAUUGAAAUGAAGUCACGGGACGGAGUUGAAACUUCAUGCAGGAUGUUGGCAGUCUGCUGAAGUCACGACAAACUUCAGAGUUAGAUGUACAUUUUUGCAUCACUAAAGAGUUGCUGUUUUUGUUAACAAUUUGUUCGCAGUUGAUAACCGAGAGGAAGUUUUCUCUCUGGAAUGCGUAAAUGGAAAUAUAUUUAAUGCUAUCACUUUCUUAGACACCUAUGAUAUUUGACAGUUAAGUCUUCCAUAAACACACACACACACACACACACACACACACACACACACACACACACACACACACACACACACACACACACACACACACACACACACACACACACACACACACACACACACACACACACACACACACACACACACACACACACACACACACACACACACACACACACACACACACACACACACACACACACAAAUGCCUCUAUAGUACCCAUAUCCAUACACAUGCACUCAUUAUGUAUAUAGGCCUAAAGAUACAUAGGAUUUAUAUAAACUUAACCUAUUGCAAGAGAACUGAGCAAGGGAAGUGGCUUACAGUUUAAAAGUAUUUUAUUGACUACACAGCAGAAAAAUAAUUAUAUGUCUCUGUUAAUUUAUGUAGAUAUAAUGUUCCCGAGAAAUAUACACUUUGCUUAGCCUCAUUUUCUUUGGAUUCUCUAACAAAUGACAGGAUUCACAAGUCAUGAAUUUUGUACGGGACAGCCUUACGAUGAACUUCCAUAAGCCUCUCCCUCCCCACGGAAUUCAGGACGAGAGAUGAUAAGCUCACACGCUAUGCUAACGUCAUGCAAACCUACAGUAGGAAUGACUCUAGUGUUCAUCUGAUUCCCUUGUAUGUAUUCAUGUUUUACAAUGGAAUUCUUUGAUUAUUUUUAGCCUAUUUAAGUGUAACAUUACCAUAGCCAUAUCACGAGCGAAACUAUAGCCUCUGUGCAUUGGAGCCUGUUAUUAUUAUCAUAGUCACCCCCGCGCCAUUUCACAAGUUCUAGAUUCACACACACAAAUGAUAUGGAUAUACGGCCUCAUACACACACACACACACACACACACACACACACACACACACACACACACACACACACACACACACACACACACACACACACACACACACAAACGUACAUAUAUAUAAGCUUUUCGACAAAUUAAUGGUGGUCCAUGACGAAACAUUUUUUUAAAAACAUUUAUGAUAAAAAAACACAACAAAAGUGGGAAGAGCUUUUGGUAGACGCUUUAUACGUGGCCUCCCUUCUUUGAAAAAAAAGAAAAAAAAACAAUAAGCAAAACUUUCUUAUUCUCAUAACUGUUUACCAAACAUGCAUUUUCUUCUCGUACAAAUUAAUAUAUGAAAUGUAAUAUAUUAAUAUAAUGAGACUUAUUAUUUUCUGUCCAUUAGCGCCACUUUUUUUCUCCAUUUUUUUUUGUAAUCUCUUGUAACAUACCUUUGUCGGUUUGAUAAUAAAGAUGGUACACUGCCUC
This is a messenger RNA of Penaeus monodon (black tiger shrimp), 4501 nucleotides long. It is a transcript of the gene Hil, whose product is annotated as hillarin-like. The record is from RefSeq and is a predicted model, not a curated record. Lineage: Eukaryota; Metazoa; Arthropoda; Malacostraca; Decapoda; Penaeidae.